Molecule: messenger RNA, 4476 nt
Organism: Sinocyclocheilus anshuiensis
Lineage: Eukaryota; Metazoa; Chordata; Actinopteri; Cypriniformes; Cyprinidae
Product: extracellular sulfatase Sulf-2-like
Exons: 17
Coding region: 1-2988 (995 amino acids)
Biological process (GO): positive regulation of Wnt signaling pathway; negative regulation of fibroblast growth factor receptor signaling pathway; glomerular basement membrane development
Cellular component (GO): cell surface; plasma membrane; endoplasmic reticulum
Molecular function (GO): glycosaminoglycan binding; N-acetylglucosamine-6-sulfatase activity
Source: RefSeq, a predicted model, not a curated record
AUGGCGACACAGGGGCUGGCGGCCUGGCUCUUGGUGCUGCUGGCCGUCUUGGCGGUGGCUCAUGCCUCCGUCUUCCAGUCCAAUCAGAGACUGAAACCUCGGUUCCAGCGAGACCGGCGCAACAUCCGCCCCAACAUCAUCCUCAUCCUCACCGAUGACCAGGACAUUGAAUUGGGCUCCAUGCAGGUCAUGAAUAAGACCCGGCGGAUCAUGGAACAGGGUGGAACGCACUUUUCCAACGCGUUUGUCACCACGCCCAUGUGCUGUCCGUCACGCUCCUCCAUGCUGACGGGGAAGUACGCCCACAACCACAACACCUACACCAACAACGAGAACUGCUCUUCGCCCUCCUGGCAGGCCCAACAUGAGCCGCGCACUUUUGGAGUUUACCUAAACAGCACUGGCUACAGGACAGCAUUCUUUGGGAAGUAUCUGAAUGAGUAUAAUGGUACUUACAUUCCUCCGGGCUGGAAGGAAUGGGUCGCCAUGGUGAAGAAUUCCCGCUUCUACAACUACACUCUGUGCAGGAACGGUGUCCGAGAGAAACAUGGAUUUGAAUACUCAAAGGACUACCUGACAGAUCUCAUAACCAAUGACAGCAUCAGUUACUUCCGCAUGUCAAAGAAGAUCUACCCUCACCGACCCAUCAUGAUGGUGAUCAGUCACGCCGCCCCUCAUGGCCCGGAGGACGCGGCCCCUCAGUACACCACUGCCUUCCCCAAUGCUUCACAGCACAUAACACCCAGUUAUAACUACGCCCCUAAUCCAGACAAACACUGGAUUAUGCGCUACACCGGCCCCAUGAAGCCCAUUCACAUGGAGUUCACCAACAUGCUGCAGCGCAAGAGACUGCAAACCCUGCUGUCCGUGGAUGAUAGUGUGGAGAAGAUAUACAACAUGUUGGUGGACACUGGGGAGCUGGACAACACAUUUGUGAUCUACACGGCUGACCACGGAUACCACAUCGGUCAGUUCGGCCUGGUCAAGGGGAAAUCCAUGCCCUACGAGUUUGACAUCAGAGUUCCCUUUUACAUCCGCGGCCCAAAUGUGGAGGCAGGAGGCAUCAACCCCCACAUCGUGUUGAACAUAGACUUGGCGCCCACCAUCCUGGACAUCGCAGGGAUGGACGUUCCCCCAGACAUGGACGGCAAGUCCAUCCUCAAGCUCCUGGACACAGACCGCAUGAUGAACAGGAAGUGGCAGUGUGUUGAAGACACCACAGGAAAGUUGAGGUUGUCUAAAUGCAAAGGCAUGGCCAGUCUGUCUGCAGUGCAGAAGCCGUCUGUAUCCAGCAUCAAAGCACAGAUUUAUCUGCAGAGCAUGAGCACUGAUGCCAGCGUGAACUCUGAGCCUCAAGGCUGCAACUGUGAACCCACAAGCUACAGACUGAGCACCUUCUCCAAGAAUAAACUGUUCUCCAAAAAGAAAGUGAAAUCCCUGAAGAGCUACUCCAGGAACCGCUUUGCCCGUGCUGUUUCCAUGGAGAUGGGAGGAGACCUGUACGCAGUGGACCUGGAUCAUGAAUACAGACCCUCAGGCCCCAGAAACCUCAGCCUCGGGCAGAACACAGUGGACGAGGACGAGUUCAGUGGUGUGGGACCCACUGCAGUCAGCCAGACCAGCAACAGCCUGACUGUGCCCUCCGCUAUUAAAGUCACUCACAGAUGUUUUUUUUUGGCCAAUGAUACAGUAAAAUGUGACGUUGGUCUGUACAAAUCGCUGCAAGCAUGGAAGGACCACAAGCUCCACAUCGACCACGAAAUCGAAACACUCCAGACGAAGAUUAAAAACCUUCGUGAGAUCAGAGGUCACCUGAAAAAGGCUCGACCUGAAGCGUGCGACUGCAACAAAUACUAUUACAAAUCCAAGUACAAGAGUAAGCUGAGGAAAUUCAAAGCAGGAGGUGUCCAUCCCUUCAGGAAAGGACAGGAGAAGGAUAAGAAGGCCUGGUUGUUGUUGGAACAAAAGCGCAGGAAGAAGCUGAGGAAGUUACUGAAGCGCCUGCGUAACAAUGACACCUGCAGCAUGCCUGGCCUCACCUGCUUUACACACGACAACCAGCACUGGCAGACCGCUCCAUUCUGGACAUUGGGGCCGUUUUGUGCGUGCACUAGUGCCAAUAAUAACACCUACUGGUGCAUGAGGACCAUUAAUGAGACACACAACUUCCUGUUCUGUGAAUUUGCCACUGGAUUUCUGGAGUACUUUGACAUCAACACGGAUCCGUAUCAGUUGGUGAAUGCAGUGAACACACUGGACCGGUAUGUUCUCAAUCAGCUGCAUGUACAGCUCAUGGAGCUCAGGGGCUGUAAGGGGCACAAGCAGUGUAACCCUCGCACACGCAGCCUCGACUUCGAGGACAGAUAUGGGAAGGAUGGGAAGGAUAACUCAUGGAACGAGGGCGUCCCGGAAGACACCAACAUGUUUCCCGGCAAGCCGAACUGGUCCAAACUUGAACCUUUGUACAGACUUGAUGAGCACGCCUACGAUCUCAAACUCAACUUCACCCUCAGCCUCGAGGACUGGGCUCAUUUCAGCCGCUCCGUGGACCACAUGUUCACGCUCCUCAGCAAUGACAACCAGCCGUACUCUCCACGCCGCCCUGACGAUGGACAAACAGGAAGAGGCCACGCCCUGGUGUCCUCCAGCCAAUCCGCUUCAGCCAUCUACCUGACCACUCUGGCCACGCCAGCUCUUUUAUUGAAGGAAGCUGGCGCUGAGGUCUUAAGAGACGCUUUGGGGCUAAACCAAGUGGAACGUCCCUCUUCUUCUUCUCCUCCUUCGCCUUCAUCACAUCCCAUGCAACCUGCGGGGUCGCAGGUGGACAAUGCGGGCUGGGACACUCCUCUUGGAGAACUGAAAGGGGACAAACAAAUAGAAGGGAGGGACGAUGAUGAGGAGGAAGAGGAGGAGUUUGUUCAGAGACGGACAGGAAGGUUAAGCUCCGCCCACUGUGACUGCAAUGACAUUUUGCAGGAAACGGUUUGACUCUCAUGUAACAUUCCUCUCUCAUACCGUCCCUCCUCAGAGAGACAUCGCAGAAAACUUCUAAAUUUGAUGGAAGUGAAGAAAGAGGAUGUUUAAUGCCAGCGUACAGUCCUUCGGUUUGUUUUUCUUCUCCCAUAUGUUCCCUCACUCCAUUAUGGACUGGCCUCAGAAGCGCGGCGACACCCAGCGACAUUUCCAUCUACAGUCGGACUGUUUUCCCAACUUGUCCAUGAGAUCAGCUAGGCUUUGAACAGAGCACAUUUUUAUCUUUUAACUUAGAUUCUUUACUCUGUUUUUAUUCUUUCAUCUUUUUUGAUGGGAUUUGGGAAGGUUGGGGGUUAAAAUUCAUAGCAGUAAAACUUCACAAGGGUUGAGUUGUUGUGACCGUUCAUACUUGAUUCAGUUUGAAACCGGUUUUGCACCAUAAUUCUUGAUGGCUGCUUUUCUCAUUUUGGUGUCUCCAGAGGGUGUCUCACUUUUUGGGACGAUGUCUUUUACAGUCUUCACUGAACAAAACCUCAAACAGGUCAAUGACGAAUGUGUGUUUGCGUGCUGUGUGAGUGUGAACACGCUGUAUCUGAAGUCAAAAGUGAAUUUGAGAGCAUUCUGAUUUCAUUUGUUGCUCCCAGUGUAUGUUAUAGUAUUAUUUAGUUUAAUCUUAAAUAUUGGACAGUUUUUUUUGUUCAAUAGAAAUAAAUCUAAGUUUCUUACAAUUUCUUUGCUGUUAUUGCAGCAUAAUGAGUUGAACCAACUAACCACAAAAACAAAAACAGUUAAUUUGAUGUAUCGGUCAUUAUUUGUAUUUGACAAAAUUGUAUGUUUUCCCCAAGCACAUUGAGAAAGAAAUUUUGAUGUACCGAACAUGCCACAUCAUAUUUGUAACCUUAGCUUGUUCUUAAAACCUUUGCUGUACACAAUGCUACUAAUAUCAGAGCAAAAAUAUUAAAUGGAUGUAUGUAUUUUAAUGUGUUUGCAAUGUAAAUGGUUAAAGGAUAUUUUUAUUACACAUUUGAAGCUAAACUGACCACCAGACAUAAAGAUUUCACUCCAGCUUCAGGUUUAUUUAUGCAGCAUAUUUGAACAGUUCUUUAAUACACAGUCAGUUUGUUAUGGUGACAUAUCUAAGAUUGUUUAAAUUAUUAAUCCACCUUCCUGAUGUAUUUCAUCCAUCCCUGUUUUGAGAUCAGUUUGGUUCUUUGAUGAUUGUGAUUCUAUUGUUCAAGAGGGUAAUAAUCUGAUCCCUGAUCAGUCCACUUACUCUGGGAUACUUCAUCAGUACAGGUCAUUGUGUUCACAUAUUUCAUAUCAAUGUACAACAUCCACCCCUCACCUCUCGUGGCUGUACUAAAAGCAGUUUUGUCUGAGAUUGUGUAUGGUUGUUUUAAAUACCACCAUAAUUAUUGUAAAGAUGUACUGUGCAUUAACUGGAGGAUAGGAGACAACUCAGAGAGAAGGAGAAAUGUUCCUUUGGCACUUUCAAAUAGGAAU